UUCUCCUUCAAACGAAUAAUUCCGCUAAAUCAACAGGUGAGAAGAGGUCUUCCCACGCGAAAAAUGAUUUAAGGAACUGAAAUGCGGAAUGAGCUGCAGGUUGCUAUAAAACGGGGCGACUGUGGGCGUCCUCCAGUUAGAGUGGUCCUGAUAGCCCACCAAACGGUGAAAAUGAGAGUGCGAUCCGUUUCGGCAAUUUUUGCGAUUUCGGUUGUGUUGCUGUGGGUGCAUUCCGGUACUGCUGGCAAAACCAGCUCCAGUGCGAAAUGUGAAAAGUCAAUAACUUCCGCCAGUGGAACCAAAGCUGCCGCCGGCACUUACUGCACAGGAGAUUUAAUUUUCGAGGAUAGCUUCGACAGUUUUGAUUUGGACACUUGGCAGCACGAAAACACGCUGACAGGAAGCACCAAGUGGGAAUUCCAGUGGUUCACCAACAAUCGUUCGAACUCGUUCGUGAAGGAAGGAAACCUUUUUUUACGACCCACCCUGACUGUUGAUGAGUUCGGGGAAGCAUUCCUGCGCUCUGGUGUCCUGAACAUUCAAGGGGCAACACCGGCAGAGCAAUGUACCAGACAAAGCUUCCUAGGCUGUGAACGUACUGGAAGUCACUUCCAGAUACUGAACCCGGUCAAGAGUGCCAGCCUUCGGACGAUUGAAUCAUUUGCAUUCAAGUACGGGAAGGUUGAAAUCAGCGCUAAACUACCGGCUGGUGAUUGGCUGUGGCCAUCAGUUUGGUUUCUUCCCAAAUACAAUGCCUACGGGGUAUGGCCUGCUUCAGGGCAAAUCGAUCUUCUGGAAUCGAAGGGAAAUCGGGACUUGAUAAAAAAUGGAAUCAAUGUCGGUAUAGAGCAAGUUUGUUCGAAACUUCAGUUCGGACCGAACGCCGCCUUCAAUGAAGCGUCAACGGCAACGUUUACCCGAAACUCGGAAUCCGCCAAGGGAUAUCACACUGCGUUUCAUCGGUAUCAGAUGGAGUGGACUCCGGAUCACAUCACCUUUAGCAUCAACGACAUUGAAACGGGAACGGUGAAGAUCGGAACAGGGUUUUGGGCAAAAGGAAACUUCAACACCACCGCACCGGGGAUGGACAAUCCUUGGCGUUACGGUACCAUCAUGGCCCCGUUUGAUCAAGAAUUUUAUCUACGAAUUUCGUUGGCAGUCGGAGGCACGGAAUACUUCUCGGACGAAGGUAUCAAUCCGACCAAGAAACCCUGGACCAACGAGUCACCUCAUCCGAUGACGGAUUUCUGGAAUGCGAAAAACGAUUGGUUGCCAACAUGGAAGCUAGACGAAGGUGAAUCCAGGGAUGCCUCCAUGCAGGUGGAUUACGUGCGCGUGUGGGCGCUGUAGAUUUUGAUUUAAAAUAUGAUGUUUACCUUCAUCCAUUCUGAUAUUAGUUAAUAGUGAAUAAAAACG
This is a messenger RNA of Wyeomyia smithii (pitcher-plant mosquito), 1416 nucleotides long. RefSeq names its product beta-1,3-glucan-binding protein-like. Gene Ontology annotation, molecular function: hydrolase activity, hydrolyzing O-glycosyl compounds. Gene Ontology annotation, biological process: carbohydrate metabolic process. Bases 82 to 1350 code for a protein of 422 amino acids. The transcript has 4 exons. Lineage: Eukaryota; Metazoa; Arthropoda; Insecta; Diptera; Culicidae. The record is from RefSeq and is a predicted model, not a curated record.